AUGACAGAAGUUUUUACGAGAACAAAGUUCGACAUCCAACCUUUAGAUAAGGUGACUGAAGAAGGAAGAAAGGUCAUCAAGCUUCCACAGGUGGAAGACAAGAGGUCUCUGAAAGUGACCAAGGAGAUGUUGACCAUUUCUGAGCCAGCCACUCCUGAGAAGAUCUACGAGAAGCUCAAGAUCUAUGGAGGUUGUAUCGUUAAGAACUAUCUCAGUCCGGAGGACUGUGAGCAAAUCCUUGCAGACGCUAAGCCAUACAUUGACAAGUGGGCUACCAAGGGGGACGCAAGUAACUUCAUUUCUCCCACUACCCGCCGUGUGAGUGGAAUGUGUGUCAAGUCCAAGACUUGCGCGGAAAAGUUUUUGGCGCACCCACUCAACAUCGCAGUUUCCAACAGGAUCUUGGGUAAGGAGAAUGUCUUCAGAAUUGGAGACGAGGCUGUCACCGGUUUCUCCAAGGCUCAACACAAUUCGACCAUCACAUUCGAUGUUGGUCCUGGCUCUAAAGACCAGAUCUUGCACAGAGAUGACGUUCUGCAUCACAAUAUCCGCAAGCACCAGGAAACGUAUCAAGAAGGAACCGAAACUGCUUUGGGUACUGCUCUCGCUUUGAGAAAGACUACCAAAGCUAACGGUGCGACCAGAUUCAUCCCAGGCUCCCACUUGUGGGAUCAGUACCGUCGCCCAACCGAGGAGGAUGCUGUCUACGCCGAGAUGGAACAGGGAGACUGUUUCUUCAUGCUCGCUUCUUGCUUCCACGGGGGUAGCGCAAACACCACCGAGGACGAGCACAGAUAUGUUCUUAUCUUAUUUAUGACUCAAGGUACACUUAGACAAGAGGAGAACAUCUUUUUGGGAACCCCACUUGAGUACUUCAAGUCUUUGUCUCUUGAAGCCCUAACGGCUCUUGGUUUGCAAACCAGUCAACCAUUCUGCGGAUGGUAUGAAAACGAGGACCCAAUCAAGGUGCUCCUUCCCGACGCAAAGGGCUACGAAUUUACGCAGUUCAAGGAGGUUUACCAGAUUGAAGAUUAA
This is a messenger RNA of Kuraishia capsulata CBS 1993, 1035 nucleotides long. RefSeq lists its product as uncharacterized. Lineage: Eukaryota; Fungi; Ascomycota; Pichiomycetes; Pichiales; Pichiaceae. The transcript has a single exon. The record is from RefSeq and is a predicted model, not a curated record. The coding region runs from base 1 to 1035 and encodes 344 amino acids.